CAGAUAAGCAAGCGAGAAACGAUGAGGACGGCGCAUAAGUGGAAGAUUUAUUUUGGUUUCACCAUCUCUCACCAAAAAUGAUGCGAUUUUGUGAGAGAACGCAACCUUUUGUUUUCUCGCAAAAUCGCAUGAUCCAAAGGUGUUGUAAUCAUCACGUCCAUUCGCCAAUCGCAAAAGAAAUAUCCCUCCCAUUUUCCCUCUUGGGCCCACCGGAGAUCUACUGCCAACCCACCACUACGACAACCACCACAACCGGCGACCCAUUCACCCUCCUGGGUCCACCGGAAAUCUACCGCCAACCCACCACAACCGGUGACCCAUUCAUCCACGAAAUGGUAACCAAUCCCAACAACUCUGCCACUAUCCCACCAACCAACAUGGGCUACACCGAAAACCGGUCCCCCACCUUCCUCUCCACCACUAACCCUUGCCUCGACUUCUUCUUCCACGUGGUGCCUAGCACUCGUCCCAAAAGGUUAACCCUACGUUUAAAGUCGGCGUGGGAACACGACCCUCUGACCACUCUCAAACUGGUGUGUAACCUCAGAGGUGUGCGAGGAACAGGGAAAUCAGACAAGGAAGGGUGUUACACAGCCGCGUUAUGGCUACACGAACACCACACGAAGACACUGGCUGGUAAUGUGGGGUCGUUUGCUGAAUUUGGGUACUUCAAGGAUUUGCCAGAGAUUCUAUACCGGAUUCUAGAAGGUCCCGAAGUCAGGCGAGAAGCGAAGAAAGCAAGGAACUCGGAAAGGAUAAAGGCGAGGAAAUCGAAAAGGAUGAAGAGAGCGGCUAAGUUGUAUAAGAGCGACAAAAUGACAACGUUUAAUUCGGAGACGACAAAGGAGGCUAGGAUUUUGGUGGCAAUGAAGAGGGCAGAGAUUGAGGAGGCGAAGGCUCACGAAUCGAGGGAGGAGAAGAGGAUCGCCGCGGCAAAAAAGGCCGUCGAACGCUACAGCCACGAUGCUGAUUACAAGUUACUCUACGAUCGAAUCUCCGAUGUAUUCGCUGAUUUUCUCAAAUCGGAUAUUCAGCACUUCAACUCCAACCAGUUGAACAAAAUCAGCCUCGCUGCCAAAUGGUGCCCUUCUCUCGACUCCUCGUUUGAUAAAUCGACUCUACUUUGUGAAAGCGUCGCGAAAAGAGUUUUCCCUCAUGAAUUAUACGAAGAGUAUGACGGUGUUUCAGAAGCGCACUACGCUUUCCGAGUUCGCGACCGAUUACGUAAGGAAAUCCUCGGACCGUUGCGAAAAGCCCUAGAGUUACCCGAGGUUUAUAUAGGGGCUAAUCAGUGGGGUUCUAUUCCGUACAACAGGGUUGCCAGCGUGGCAAUGAAGUUUUAUAAAGAGAAGUUUUUAAAGCACGAUACGGAACGGUUUGUGGAGUAUUUGGCAAACGUGAAGGCUGGAAAGGCGACCAUUGCGGCCGGGGCGUUGUUGCCGCACGACAUCAUAGCAUCGUUAAAUGACGGGGAUGGGGGAGAGGUGGCAGAGCUUCAGUGGAAGAGGAUGGUGGAUGAUUUGUCAAAGAAGGGGAAAAUGAAGAACUGUUUGGCUGUUAGCGACGUUUCGAGUAGUAUGAGUGGGAUACCAAUGGAGGUUUCGGUUGCGCUUGGGGUUUUGGUUUCUGAACUGAGUGAAGAGCCGUGGAAAGGGAAGCUUAUUACGUUCAGUCAUAACCCGACACUUCAGAUGGUUUUAGGCGAUGAUUUGAGGUCAAAGACGGAUUUUGUGAAGAGAAUGGAGUGGGGGAUGAACACUGAUUUCCAGAAGGUGUUUGACUUGAUACUGGAAGUGGCUGUCAAUGGGAAAUUAACCAAAGAACAGAUGAUCAAGAGGGUGUUUGUGUUUAGUGACAUGGAGUUUGACAAGGCGUCGACGACACCUUGGGAGACGGAUUACCAGGCGAUUGUAAGGAAGUUUGGGGAGAAGGGGUACGGGUCGUCUGUGCCGGAGAUUGUGUUUUGGAAUCUGAGGGACUCGAAGGCGACUCCGGUGCUUGGGAACCAGAAAGGGGUGGCGCUUGUGAGCGGGUUUUUGAAGAAUUUGUUGACCGUGUUUUUGGAGGAGAGUGGGGUAUUAAAUCCUGAGGCUGUCAUGGAAGCGGCCAUUUCUGGUGAGGAGUAUAAGAAACUGGUUGUGCUUGAUUGAUCAUGUUCUUAUCAGCUGAAUAAUGUAUUAGGAUCAUGAUCUGGAUUUGUUUCCAUUUCAUUUUUUUGUGUAAAUGAUUUAGUUCUUAAUGGAUGAGAGUGGAGCUAUGGAACGUAUAACUCACCUUAUACCGUAUCUCCUUAAACGAAUCCGGCCGACAAACUGGCAGAACUUGUCCAUGAUCAUGCUUAAAGCAUUUGGGGCUCACAGUUGGCUAAACCGUGGGGGAAAAAACCUUUAUCAGUUGUUGAAAGUUAGUAAUGACUCGAACUGUGUGAUCUUACCCAUGGUUACUGGUGAUGAUCGAUAUGCUGGUUUUUCAAGUGUAAUUUUGUUCGUCCUCCUAUUUUCGGUGGUUCUGCAAUUCCCCACGAUCGAUUUUGUUAUGUUUCUGUUUUCUCUAUAUUUGAUUAAUUUGGU
Rhododendron vialii is the source of this 2570-nucleotide messenger RNA. RefSeq lists its product as uncharacterized. The record is from RefSeq and is a predicted model, not a curated record. Lineage: Eukaryota; Viridiplantae; Streptophyta; Magnoliopsida; Ericales; Ericaceae. Bases 78 to 2150 code for a protein of 690 amino acids. The transcript is spliced from 2 exons.